Molecule: messenger RNA, 783 nt
Organism: Danaus chrysippus (African queen)
Lineage: Eukaryota; Metazoa; Arthropoda; Insecta; Lepidoptera; Nymphalidae
Source: the annotation of a GenBank genome assembly
AUGAAAGAAGCCCAUAUGAAACAAGCAGAAAUAAUUAAAAAGUUGGAAAUUAAUAGAAAAAAGGAACUGGAAUUUCUUUCGAAUGAACUUCAAAAAUAUGAACUGAAUUUGGCCUUAAGAACGGAAGCUGUUAAAAAGCAAUUAGCACAAAAAGAUGAAAUCAUACAAAAGCAAGUCGAAAUAAUAGAAGAUCUCACUAAGAAAAUUAAAGAUAAAGAAGAUUUUGUCAUUCCAGAUAUAACGAUAAGCGUCGAGUCGAAUUCUGACUCCGGUGUUGCUAUGGAAAACGAUGAAAGUUUAGAUAAAUCAGAGAAAAUCAAAGUGGAAGCAAAACCAACCCGAAAAUGCAGUAGACGUUUUGCAGACCCAAUUAGUUUUCUACGAAGGGUAGAUUUUUCUCCCAUGAAAUAUAAACCUAGCAAUCUAGAAAACAAAAAGAAGGAUGAUAAAAAGAAGAAUCUGGAUGUUCCUAUAGAUUCAAGAGUUUUUGUGAGACAAUUAAGUAACGAGAAAGUUAAUAGUGAUGAUGACAGACCAUCGGAAGACACGAUGUUUUCAGAUGAAGUUGUUGAACCACUGAUACUACGACCUAAGAAAAUAAAUGACAGCAUGAAUAACCAUUUCUCUGAUGAUGGAAGUGAAGACACCAGCGAAGAAAUAUUUGACAGAGUCAUGACCAGAAGCAGCAUCCGAAGAUCUGUAAAGGCGAAUCCUAAAUAUAAAAAAAUAAGUAGAACUAAAUCUAAACUCUUGGAACAAGUUAAGGUUAACAUUGUUGAUUAG